Monomorium pharaonis (pharaoh ant) is the source of this 1266-nucleotide messenger RNA. RefSeq lists its product as uncharacterized. The record is from RefSeq and is a predicted model, not a curated record. Gene Ontology annotation, biological process: telomere maintenance; DNA repair. Lineage: Eukaryota; Metazoa; Arthropoda; Insecta; Hymenoptera; Formicidae. The coding region runs from base 866 to 1186 and encodes 106 amino acids. Gene Ontology annotation, molecular function: DNA helicase activity. The transcript is spliced from 2 exons.
UACCAUACAAAAAUUUUAUUGUAUUUAAUAUUUUUGUUAUUAAAUAAUACUUUUAUAAGAUGUUCUACACUUUUGUCAAAACAUUACAUAUUAUAUAUAUCUUCGACAGAUAUUAGUGACUUUAUUUCGAACGUAAAUUUUAACCAAUUAAAUUAUUGAAGAAUCAUUAUUACAUAAAGUUCAAGUAUUAAUUAAUAUUUGUUUGUUUCUUUGCAGGUUCAUAGAGACCUCAUAGAUACGCUACAAAAAUGACGGAAGCCAUCAAACACAUGUUUUCUCCUAAUUGCCCGCUGCCUCCAAAUUCGUCCCACAUAGAAUUUAUUAAAGAAUCAGAUGAAGUCGAUGGUUUAGAUUUUAGAUUUCCGAUUUGCGUCCGCCCGUUUGGAAAGUUUCAAGGACUGACUGUGAGCGUGGUGUUACGGGCCGGAUUUUCCCAUCCGACCUCGUAACCGACUUAUGUAAGUCGCAAUUAAGCAUUCGGCUAAAUAUAUUAAUAUGUAGCAAAAUAAUAAGAUCGCACAACGCCGAGCGCGAAAUGGAAAAUGAGCGCAACGGCCCAAUUAGAGCCCAAUUAGGAUAAUCGGAAUUUGAACGCAGCAGCCUUGUCAAGUAGCAGAAACGCUGAUUGGCAAGGAUGCAUCUUAACCUAUAAUAGUCGAUUAUUAUCAGUGGUCCAGAUUUGUACGCAAUAUUCCAUGCGACAAUGUGUCGAUCGGCAGCGAUCAGGCACAGAUCCUAACGCAUCGGUAUCUAAAAUAGAUGUAUGGAAAAAAAGAAACAAGACUCAUUUGUAUGCAACUUUUAUACACUUCCCACACAGCACACUUUAUCCUAGGGAUGUCACGGAUAAUCUUAUGAUAAAGUCAUGGAAGUAAUAGAUAAUGAAAAUGAAACCGAAAGAUUAUUUUAUAUCGAUGGUUUUGCAGGGAGUGGAAAAACAUACCUAUUUAACACAUUUAUGAGUAUAUUACGUGGAAGAAACGAGAAAAUUCUAUCAUGUGCUUUUACAGGAAUUGCAACACUACUAAAAGGAGGAAGAACAUAUCAUUUCCUGUAUAAGCUAACAAUUCUCAUUGAUGAAGGAGCAAAAUCAAAUAUCAGAGGAAACACAGAGGCAGCAAGAGGACUCAUCUCUGCAAAACUAAUCAUAUGGGAUGAGGAAAUUUUAGAUAAAAUCUACCAGUAGUGCCUCAAGUCAAAAAAGCAGCAAUAAAUUAUUAGCUAUAAUGCAGAGCCCUGGCGGAAAAAAUUUCUACGAAAAUGUAA